UCAUUGUUUCACAAGAACUUUGUAGCAAAAUUGGGUGGAUGCUUACAUCUUCUUAGUUAUACAAAAAAUGAUGGUCACUUAUUUUUAAGUGGAAAUAACUCAAAUUUUACGGAAAAUAGUGCUGGAUUAGGGGGAGGCGUGUUCAUGUUGGUAUCAUCAGCCGUUUACUUGGAACUCUCGUGUUCAUUAUUUGAAUACAAUCAUGUAGGAGAAGGCUACGGAGGCGCCAUUUCACUUAAUGCACAGGAUAUAUUUUUAGCCAACUCAGUUACAUUGUUAGUCAAUCACACAAAAUUUACUGGAAACAGCGCCAUGAAUGGUGGAGCAAUAAUCCUCUCUAAUUAUUUAAGGGGUACGAGAGCAAUAAUUGGUAUAAAUAACGUCUAUUUUUUUCGUAAUUCUGCAUUAACCGGAGGAAUAGGAGGUGGAGGUGGAAUUUUUUUUCAAAGUGAAGGAAUACAAACUUUAGCGUCGUUUUCAAUUUCGAUAGAAAGAAGCAUUUUCGAGAAAAAUCUUGGGAGUUCUGGAGGUGCCAUAUAUUUACAUGGUGUUAAUGGCGACGUUUUGUGCAAGCAUUCAGUUUUUAAAUCAAACAGUGCGACUCUUCAAGGUGGAGCAUUCUACUUCUCAAUUUCCAAUUCAACGAUAAACAUAUUAAACACAACCUUUGAUAAUAACACAAAUAUCGAUAAUGCUGGAGGUGCAAUUUAUCUAGAAAUUAAUCAUGGAAGUAGGAUUCAUGUCGAUGAGUCAGUGUUUAAACACAAUGAAGCAAUUUAUAACAUGGGUGGUGGCAUGGCGAUAAUUACUAGAGGUGAUAUUUUGAAAAAUCCUCAAUGUGAAAAAGAUAUUAUGCGCUUAUGGGAUUACAACAAUUCUGUAACGAUAAAGAACACGAAUUUUAGUGAAAAUUUUGCCCGCAAUGGUGGUGCAGUCUCUAUGGAAAACGGAAUAAUAUAUUUCCAUAGUUGUCAUUUUGUCAACAAUUUUGCACAUGACGGUGGUCAUCUUAUCAACUAUGGAUCAAACAACUUAAAUUUAUUCAGUAGCACUUUUAACAACACAAUAACUCAUAAUUCUUCCUGUACAGAAACUUUCAUACAUACGUACAGCGAAGGACCAUUGAUUUUACACAAUACUACCGCAUUACAAGAAAUACAGUCAGAUAAUCCUUUGGUCUUGAUUGCAAAUGGCGGGAUUGUGGAUUUUGAUAAUUUUACAAUGUUGCGUUGCCCAGUUGGAUCAAACAUGGAAAUGUUGAAUCUCUCUUAUAGCAGAUGGAUAAAUAUUUCUUGUACAUACCGCGUCACUAUACUUCGCUUUGUAUGUACACAAUGUGAACAAGGCACGUAUAGCUUACAGCGGGGUCACACAUUAGGAUUGAGACCAGUUCAUCCAUUUUCUUGUCUACCUUGUCCAAAUGGAGCCGACUGUUUAACAACAAUCAAAUCAAAGCCAAACUUCUGGGGAUAUUUGAGCAAGAAAAAUAAGCCAUCUUUAAAAUUUACCAGAUGUCCUAAUGGCUAUUGUCUUGGAGGCUCAAAAAACGAAAAACGCGACAGCUACAACACGUGCAGAGGAAAGCGUAAAGGUUGGAUUUGCGGUCAUUGCUCUCCCGGUUACAGUGAAACUGUAUUCUCAACAGAUUGUAAAUUAACAGAAAAAUGUUUUGAUUAUUGGUUUUGGAUUGUGUUUAUCGUAUUGGCGUUCAGCAUGGCUUUGUUUUUUAUAUUUCAACCACCGAUUGUCACUUUUCUAGUAAAACAGAUAUUGUGGUUCAAAAAUGAAAGAACAAUAACUGAACACCUGAGCGAGAACAACAGAAGAUCAUUACGGUCAACAGAGAUGCAGAGAAGCGAUUCUCCGUUUGUUCUCUCCACUGAAGAAAUUGAAAACGAAAGGAAGGAUUCCGUAGGAUUUCUUGAAAUUAUUUUCUAUUUCUAUCAGAUUUCUUCCUUACUGCAAACAGAUACAAACAUAAAGCACCUUUUGAAAGCCCAAAUAAUUAUUCCUGUUCAGAGAUUUAUCAAUUUUCAGGGAGCUCAUUUCGAAGGUGUAUGUCCAAUACCUGGUCUCACAGCAACUGGAAAACAUUUGUUUGAUGUUGCAUUUGUAUUUGGAACUUUACUUGCCAUAUACUUUAUCUACAGUCUUCACUUUUUCAUAAGUAAGAUCUUUGGUGCAUACACUCCAAAAUUUAAACGUUACCUGGGGGCAACAAUGCAAACCAUUCUCUUAGGAUAUACAAAUAUUGCCAACGUUAGUCUCGCACUAAUUCAAUGCGUUCCCAUUAACUCUGACCGUCGUUGGUUUUAUGAUGGUAACAUAUUAUGCUACCAAUGGUGGCAGAUAGUGUUCAUUGCAUUUGACGUUGUUGUAUUAUUUCCCUUCUUCCUGGUGUUAGCCUGGCUUGCCUUGAAAUUGCACAAUGGAAUGAUUUCAACAAAGCAAUUCUUUCUUGCUUGUGUUGCUCCACUUCCUUUUUCCAUUUUUUGGUCUUUACAGUAUCUCUUGCAAUGGUUAAGUAUUUAUCGAAGUCCUGUAAGCAGGACAGUAAACACUACUGAGUAUACAGAUACGCUGAAAUCCAUCUUUCUCGCUCCAUUUCGCAAGCCUGAAGAGGGAAAGUCAGGUGCUGUCUAUUGGCAGAGCGUUCUUAUUGCACGACGUUUUCUCUUGACAUUUCUUGGUUGUUUUAUCACUGAUCCUACUUUACGACUCAUGUGCAUGGCAAUCAUCUGUGUGCUGGCCUUAUUACAUCAUAAAUGUGUGAAACCAUUCCAAAACCCUUGUGCCAACACAGCGGAAACCAUUUCUCUACUAAGUCUUGCAGUAAUGGCUAUCAUUAAUAUGUACAAAUCAUUUUACAGAUUUUCCAAAGAAGAUGUUAGUACAGGAUGGAUGUUCGUAUUUCCAACACUUGAUAUUAUCGAGAUGAUAAUGUUAGGUUUCAUACCUGGAAUGUUGAUUCUUCUGUUUGUAUUAGGGAUAUCAUCAUUGAUGGUACGUUUGGUUUUCAUGGCCAUCGCCACCAUACGUAGAAAAAUGCACCGCCAUGACCCAACAUACGAUGAACUGUUGGACGAUAACCAUGAGGAAAACUAAGAGGAAAGACUUGAUAUUUUUAAAUAAAAUUGCGCACGAUGAUUUAAAUGACUUUACUCAAUGGUUUGACUAUAUACUCAGGAUUAAUGAAUUGACUAUAUACUAAAAUUUUUUCAAAUAGCUUUAAAUUGUCUUUUUGAUCAUUUUCAUUUUGUUAAUUAAAAGUUUGAGGAUUCAGUGAAGUAGAAA
Xenia sp. Carnegie-2017 is the source of this 3294-nucleotide messenger RNA. RefSeq lists its product as uncharacterized. The coding region runs from base 145 to 3105 and encodes 986 amino acids. The record is from RefSeq and is a predicted model, not a curated record. The transcript has a single exon. Lineage: Eukaryota; Metazoa; Cnidaria; Anthozoa; Malacalcyonacea; Xeniidae.